AUGGUACCACUGGCAUACCCGACACCACCACCACCAGUGCCUACGACAUACCAGGCACCACUGCCAUCGGUGCCCACUGCAUUCGCGGCACCCACACCAGUAGCAGCAGUUGCUCCACCUCCGGUACCACCACCCACCGUACCUCCUGUUGCGCCCACCUAUGCUGACCCUGCAGUGCCACAAAUGACACCUGCCACAGUCUAUACAGUAGCACCGGGGAUGCCUCCCCCGGUCUAUGCAGCGGUACCACUUGUUAUACCAACUCCAGUGGUUCCACCAGUUUCUGCAGCCGUCCCUACUCACCUCACUGAUAUAGUCGCGGCACGAGCUCGGAUCCCAGAUUUGGUAGAGUCGAUGAAAAGUCGAUUCACCCUCUUCCGCGGAGAGACGGAUUCGAGUGUGGCCCAGCACCUGAGCCGAGAUUGUUCGCUGAAUGCUCAACAUAUGGCUUCCGGAGUAUCUGGUCAUGGGGGACAACCCAGUCAGACAGGAGCUUUUCGAGAAGGGCGAAGAGUCAAAUCUUCACAUAGGCAGCAGAGGACAGCUCCCUCGGCAGCAGUUGCAUAUGACAUGCAUGGACAGGAGCACUCUGGUGCCCUCAUUGUACCACAGAGUUUUGUUCCGGUACCACGGUAUCUGACUCAGGGGCAGGAUUAG
Molecule: messenger RNA, 657 nt
Organism: Zingiber officinale
Lineage: Eukaryota; Viridiplantae; Streptophyta; Magnoliopsida; Zingiberales; Zingiberaceae
Product: wiskott-Aldrich syndrome protein family member 2-like
Exons: 2
Coding region: 1-657 (218 amino acids)
Source: RefSeq, a predicted model, not a curated record